AUGAUGAUGAGACAGAAGCACGCACAUAGCUCGAAGAAAAGAAAGACCCAUAAUCAUGUCCAAUCGACGAGUUACCACAACUCGACUGCAACGACAUCUUCGGAUUUCGCAGGGUUUAUAGAUCCCAUCUUAGAUGGAUCAGCGAUCUUCGAUGAGUUAUCCCAAAAAAGGCAAGCUAAUCUUACCAAUUUUCUCUUCUGGAUCGACGAUACAGACACUACGCGGAAUCGUAUCAAUGGAGAUGAAGUGCCAAUGGCAUCUAUACAGCACAUCUCGGGAAAUCUGGCCUCAACAGAUCCCUACGCAAACGCGCUGGACAAGUUGAGCACCACCAUGCCAGAUUUCCUGGGAAAUUCGAGUCACGAAGAGCAAUCGAUGAUGGACCACAGCGGGAAGCAUCGAUGUUGGGACCACGGGUGCAACGGGCGAGAAUUCUCAUCCAAGAGCAACUUCGUGAGGCACGUAAAAGAGAGGUCGGGGGCCAGCACCAAGGGCGUCUGUCCGCUAUGCGGGGCAAUUUUCACACGCAACUCGGCCAGAGACACGCAUCUUGCCAAGCAGAGCUGCAACAGGAUACGUCGAUACUCCAAUGGCCGGCCGCGCCCCAGUCGCCUCGCUGUCCUGGGCAACCCGCGCCUCGCAGCUGCAGCCGCUGCCGCUACGCAGGACAUCCAUUGGCAGGCGGUCGACUGGGGCACUGGGGACAUGGGAGAUUCGACAAGUGCCGCCGGACUAUCAGCUCCAAAUUGA
Hypoxylon fragiforme is the source of this 750-nucleotide messenger RNA. RefSeq lists its product as uncharacterized. The record is from RefSeq and is a predicted model, not a curated record. The transcript has 2 exons. The coding region runs from base 1 to 750 and encodes 249 amino acids. NCBI's taxonomy places the organism in Eukaryota, Fungi, Ascomycota, Sordariomycetes, Xylariales, Hypoxylaceae.